CAGCUUCUCCCGCCGCCCCUCGCGACUCGUUUCUUUUCCCACAGGCAGCCCAGCUUAGGACUCAGCCUUACUUGCCCUCUACAAACGAACCCAACCCCUGUAUAGCAUAGCCUACGGAGACUACUCGUGUUUUUGUACAUGCGGUACCCGUACUGUAAAGUACUCGCUUCCUGUACGAGCAAUUGCUCCAUCCUCACUCAACCCCUUUCGAUUGUCUACGGUUAUUUCCACACCUUUUGGCAAUUGCCAUCCCCCAUCUACUACAUAUACCGCCCCGACCUCCCGACCUGUGUCUCUUUUCGCUCGCCCUUCCCACUCACGUUCUCCCAAUCUGCGUCUCGUGAUAUCGCUCGUUCACUCCGUUACGCCGAGCACUGUCCUUAAUCACCACCCGCAAGAAACUCUUCAUACGAAUAUGAGCAGCACCCCCUACUGCUUAGGACCGAGGACAGGAAGAGUUGGCUUUUACGACGUUCACCGCCCACGACUGCUACGACCCACGAACAGAUAAUCAUUUACAUUUCACGCGACACACCCAUACUAUACGCACCGCUGCCCUAACACAACUGCCGCGGGCAACAUUCCAGAAAACCGUCCCCAAGAGCCAAAAGCAACGUAGCAAGACAGGCCAAGAUCAGAGACAGGAAACAAGAUGGGCAACAUGGCGAGACAGGUUCAGAGCCACCCCGACUACUCGGACGAUGAGUACGGAGCCGAGGACGCCUACUUCACCUACCGACCCCUCUCCAAUCUUCCGACCCCGCCGCCUUCUUCCAGAAAUUCUUCCACCCACCAGAGCCCGAAAACAGCUUUGGAAGACGGAGAGGUCCUGCACCAGAAGUUCCUGGGCCCCGCCAUCCACCUCGUCAACCUCGUUCCCACGUCAGCUUCUCUCACGACCCCAUCGGUGCCGCUUGUUCAGGCCAUGCUGAGCCGGUCCGGCCUGCCGCUCGAGACCGUUGCGCUGGCAGUCUGCAUUCUCGACUCGCUCAACUCCAAAUUCGCCCUCAGCUGGCGUUUGCAGUGCCCCCUGCUCGUCGAAGGCGCCCUCUCCUCCAACAAACGCCACACCCUCGCCCAUAGCCCCCUCCUCGACCGUCGCCGCCAGCAGCAGUUGCACAUCGACUCGGUCCAGCCCGAGCUCAUCAUCCUCGCUGCGCUCGUCAUCGCCGCCAAGUUCACCGACGACUGCCACGACUCGACCUACUACUACUGCGCCAACUGGGGCAAGGACAUCUGGUCGUGUGAGCAAGUCAACGUGACGGAGCGCUGCAUCUGCGAGAACCUCAACUACCGCAUCAAGCCCCUUGUCGACGACGACGACCUCCUCGCCGACACCAUGGUCGACAUGCAGCUGGCCGCCCGGCACUACAACUCGGUCCGCCCCGUGCAGCCCCACGAGAUGGGACACAGCAAGAGCAAGAGCAUGACCAUUGGCACCGCCGUCGUCGGCCUCGGUCUGCAGCUCACGCCCGUGGACACUCCCAAGUCCGAGGCCGCCCCGUUCGACGACGAGGUGCGCGCCGCCCUCGAAAACUCGACUCUUGGCGGCGACUACAUAUCUUUGGCCUUUUCCAGCGAUGAAAUGGUCCUGUCUUCGGUUGGCGAGAAGCUUGACAUUUAGUGAAGGGAGAAGAAGCGAUUUCAAGCGAGCGAGCGAUUUUGUUUGGUUGUAACGAAUUUUUGCAUGCCCUUGCGCGCGGGCGGCUCUUGAAGAGGAGUAGCACAUGGUUUAACGGUACACAUCUGCAUGGGGUUCCACCACCGGCUUGUGCCUGGCGAUGGACAACAUUUCCUUGUUUUCACUUUCUUAUUUUCUUCACUUUUCCGACCCGCAAUUUCGUUGUUUUUUAGGAUACCACCCUCGGCCUCGACAAGGCUUGUCGGAUAUGCAUCUUGUAAUUUUUCUUGGGUCGAGUGGGCCGGCCGGCGUACAUGGUAAAGGGGAUUUCUCGCUGGAUUAAGGGACCGAGGUAUUGGGAUUCAUCGCAGCCAGGACAUA
Colletotrichum destructivum is the source of this 2002-nucleotide messenger RNA. Its product is annotated as Putative Cyclin-like superfamily. The transcript is spliced from 2 exons. Lineage: Eukaryota; Fungi; Ascomycota; Sordariomycetes; Glomerellales; Glomerellaceae. The record is from RefSeq and is a predicted model, not a curated record. Bases 653 to 1624 code for a protein of 323 amino acids.